Papaver somniferum (opium poppy) is the source of this 1882-nucleotide messenger RNA. Its product is annotated as UDP-glucose 6-dehydrogenase 4. Gene Ontology annotation, molecular function: NAD binding; UDP-glucose 6-dehydrogenase activity. Lineage: Eukaryota; Viridiplantae; Streptophyta; Magnoliopsida; Ranunculales; Papaveraceae. Bases 178 to 1620 code for a protein of 480 amino acids. Gene Ontology annotation, biological process: glycosaminoglycan biosynthetic process. The record is from RefSeq and is a predicted model, not a curated record. Gene Ontology annotation, cellular component: nucleus; cytosol. The transcript is spliced from 2 exons.
UUCGGGUAUAUAAACACGAGACCAAGUCUAAGUUUUUCCCUGUACCAUCGGAAGUUCGGAACAACAAAUUAAAACACUCUCCUCAAUUCUUUCUUCUUCCUUUCUUCACAAACAGAGAGCCAGAGAGACUGAAUCAUCUUAAACAACACCAACAAAGGACAUAUUGAUCAAGUGAAAAUGGUGAAGAUUUGUUGUCUUGGGGCUGGUUAUGUCGGUGGCCCCACUAUGGCCGUCAUUGCAUUGAAAUGCCCAUCAAUUGAGGUGGUUGUGGUUGAUAUCUCUCAACCAAGAAUUGCAGCAUGGAACAGUGAUACGCUACCCAUUUAUGAACCAGGUCUUGACGAAGUUGUCAAGGAAUGUAGAGGAAGGAAUCUCUUUUUCAGCACUGACCUAGAGAAACACGUGUCAGAAGCCGACAUUAUCUUUGUUUCCGUCAACACCCCCACUAAAACUCGUGGUCUUGGAGCAGGAAAGGCUGCUGAUCUUACCUACUGGGAAAGUGCUGCUCGUAUGAUCGCUGAUGUAUCAAAAUCCGACAAAAUUGUUGUUGAGAAAUCAACUGUGCCUGUGAAAACUGCUGAAGCCAUUGAAAAGAUCCUGAUGCACAACAGCAAAGGCAUCAACUUCCAAAUCCUCUCAAACCCAGAAUUUCUCGCUGAGGGGACUGCAAUUAAAGAUCUCUUCAAUCCCGACCGUGUUCUUAUUGGAGGAAGGGAAACCCCAGCAGGACAAAAGGCUAUCCAAGCCUUGUCAGAUGUUUAUGCUCACUGGGUUCCCCAGGACAGAAUCAUAGCCACCAAUCUAUGGUCUGCCGAGCUAUCAAAGCUUGCUGCAAACGCCUUCCUGGCUCAAAGGAUCUCAUCUGUGAAUGCCAUGUCUGCUCUUUGUGAGGCAACUGGUGCCGAUGUUGCCGAGGUAGCUCAUGCAGUAGGGAAGGACACUAGAAUUGGGCCCAAGUUUUUGAAUGCCAGUGUUGGGUUUGGUGGGUCGUGUUUCCAGAAAGAUAUUCUCAAUCUUGUUUACAUUUGUGAGUGCAAUGGCCUUCCUGAGGUUGCAAACUACUGGAAACAGGUAAUCAAGAUCAACGAUUACCAGAAGAACAGGUUUGUUAACCGCGUGGUAUCCUCCAUGUUCAACACAGUUUCUGGAAAGAAGAUUGCUAUUCUUGGAUUUGCUUUCAAGAAAGACACAGGUGACACAAGAGAAACCCCAGCGAUUGACGUCUGCAAGGGUCUGUUGGGAGACAAGGCAAGAAUUAGCAUUUACGACCCACAGGUUACUGAAGAUCAAAUCCAGAGGGAUUUGUCGCUGAACAAGUUUGAAUGGGACCACCCAGUGCAUCUCCAGCCAAUGAGCCCAACCACUGUAAAGCAAGCAUCUGUUGUUUGGGAUGCUUACAGCGCUACAAAAGAUGCUCACGGUAUUUGCAUUCUGACUGAAUGGGACGAAUUCAGAAACCUUGAUUUCCAGAAGAUCUUUGAUAACAUGCAGAAACCCGCUUUUGUUUUCGAUGGAAGGAACAUCGUUGACGCAGAGAAGCUAAGGCAGAUUGGAUUCAUUGUGUACUCCAUCGGUAAGCCUCUGGAUUCAUGGCUCAAGGAUAUGCCUGCCGUGGCAUAAAUAAGUAAAACAAAAUGUGAGUAAAGCGUGGUGUGGCCAACUAGCUUAAAUUUGUGAGACAUUUAUUCUUUAAAAAAAUUUAUUCUCUCUUUUCUGCUGUUCUUUUCUGAAGACAUGUGCCUCUUAUAUUAUUGCUUUAGUUAGUAGUUCCUAUCUGUAAUCCCUACAAUAUUGAUGCAGUAGGAGGCUCUGUCUUCUUUUUUGUCUUUACAAUGUAUUCCAUUACUUCUUUACUGUCCCAGAUUAUGUUCUUUUGACCUGA